Mizuhopecten yessoensis (Yesso scallop) is the source of this 1335-nucleotide messenger RNA. RefSeq names its product E3 ubiquitin-protein ligase Midline-1-like. The record is from RefSeq and is a predicted model, not a curated record. Bases 1 to 1335 code for a protein of 444 amino acids. The transcript has a single exon. NCBI's taxonomy places the organism in Eukaryota, Metazoa, Mollusca, Bivalvia, Pectinida, Pectinidae.
AUGGACACCCACCUGUUAGAUUGUCCGAUCUGUCUAGAACAGCUGCACCAACCAAAGUCGCUCCCCUGUCUUCAUUCUUUCUGCCAGAAAUGUCUGUCCACCUUCAUCACCAAGGACCCGUCAGAGAAGAUGGCGGCGGCAACCUCCUUUCUGUGUCCUGUUUGUAGGAAGAUCACACAACCGGUAAAUCUUUCCGAAGGUAAGGAAAAAUGGGCCCAACAAUUUCCAACCAAUGGUCUGAUUAACAGCCUUGUAAAGGUCACGAUUGAUGAGCUGAGGUUUUGCAAGCCUUGUGAGAAAAAAGGAAAAAUUGGGAUUCCUGCAUCAGUGUGGUGUGAAACAUUGAACAUAAUGUUUUGUGAUACAUGUAAAGUCGAUCAUCAUGAUUUGGUUCACGAAGGAUGUGAAACGGCUAACUUAUCGAAACGUGCUGAAAUAAUGCAACGACAAGAUCAAGUCAGAUGUGGAGAACACACAAAGAGGAUGACUUACUUUUGUGAAGACCAUCAAAAUCUUGGUUGUAGUAGAUGCAUCACCAUAAACCACAGACGAUGUGAUGAAGUGACAACAACACAGGAGUACUAUGACAAACUGAAAAGCGACUCAAGACUGGAUCACUGGAAGACAUCACUGCAGAAAACCGUUGAAGCAAUCGAGUUACUGAUCAAAGAGUUUGACGAGCAACUUCAAAUCAUGGCGAAUGACCAAGCAACCGGAUUAGAGAGUUUAAAGGAUCUAAGGCAAAAGAUAGACACACGUCUUGACGCCCGACAGAAAAAUAUCAGUGAUAAAUUGAUAUCAUUCUACAAAGAAGAGAAAGAGAUUCUUCAGAUAUCCAUUCAGAAAUGUAAACGACUGAUGUCUACCAUUCAAAAUACAAUCACAAUGUCUGGGAAUGCGGUUAAAAGCAGUGAUAAUGUCAGAACGAUCUUGUUGUAUCAGAGAGGUAAAGCGGAAUUGGAAUCUUAUAAAAACAUGGUAACAGACAUGAAGAAAUCGUUUACCUCAGUCAGAAUCAAACACAUUGUUGACCCCAGUUUUCUCAGUUUGGAUGAGGGCAUUUUACUGUCAUUGGGAAAAGUCACAAUAGAAAAACAACCAAGACGACUGCCUUACGGAACAACUCAUAUGUUUACUCCAUUGCCGGAUUGUAGAGUGAAGGAGGCAGGGAAGUUUAAUAUCAAAUCUUCCUCAGACAGCUCAGAUUGCUGGGCAAGGGAAGUCCAGUCUUACGACUAUAUACGUCAUCAAAAUAGAGUCCUCAAAAUUAACCCUGUUGUCAAAAAUACAACUGUCAAUCGAAAAGGAUAUUUGGGGAAUUACUCAUACAGGUGA